AUUCAUCAUUAUCUGCACACCCCCACCCCAAAGUUCUUCCCCACUUUUUUUCUUCAAGAGGACACAGGAAUCUUUUUCUUUCUUCUUCUUCUUCAUGCCACCCUCCCAUCUGACCAGAAGAAUUAUCUUCUCUACAUCCUAAGAUUUAGUUGGAAAGGAGCACAGACUCCUCGCUCUCUCUCUCUCUCUCUCUCUCUCUCUCUCUUUUUGUUGCCUCUCAAUCUUAAUGGCACUACAGAUCUAUUUCAGAAAGAAGAUGACUUGGUUGUAUUCUCCACUUCUUUAGCCCAAUGCCGGAAUCUUACUUUCCCCUCCGGUGGGAAAGCACCGGAGACCAGUGGUGGUAUGCAUCCCCUAUCGACUGGGCAGCUGCCAAUGGUCACUACGACCUCGUGCGGGAGCUGCUUCACCUUGACUCCAACCUCCUCAUAAAGCUCACAUCCCUUCGUCGGAUCCGUCGGCUUGAAACGGUCUGGGACGAUGAUGCCCGGUUCGCUGAUGUUGCCAAAUGCCGGUCCCUUGUUGCGCGGAGCCUCCUUCAUGAGUGUGAGACAAAGAACAGGAAGAAUUCUCUGAUCCGUGCUGGCUACGGUGGAUGGCUUCUCUACACUGCAGCCUCUGCAGGGGACAUUGGCUUUAUGCAAGAGCUGCUUGAUAGAGAUCCACUAUUAGUCUUUGGUGAAGGCGAAUACGGUGUCACCGACAUAUUCUACGCCGCAGCGAGGAGCAAGAACUCGGAGGUUUUUAGGCUUCUGUUUGAUUUUGCUGUGUCGCCAAGGUGUUCGAUGGGCGGUCGAGGAGAGGUGGUGGAGGGGUCAGAUGGAAGUUCUGGUUUUAGGUGGGAGAUGGUGAAUAGGGCCGUUCAUGCCGCUGCUAGAGGAGGGAACACAGUGUUCCUGAAGGAACUUCUUGAAGACUGCUUGGAUGUCUUGGCUUACAGAGACAUUCAGGGAUCGACCGUCUUGCAUACUGCUUCUGGUAGAGGGCAGCUUGAGGUAGUUAAGGAUCUACUUCUAUCUUUCGAUAUUAUUGACUCUAGAGAUAAUCAAGGGAAUACAUCACUGCAUGUGGCAGCCUUUCGAGGACACUUAACCGUUGUGGAGGCCUUGAUAAUGGCUUCUCCCUCGUCCUGCAGUUUGAUAAACGAACCUGGAGAUACUUUCCUUCAUAUGGCAGUGGCAGGUUUCAGGACUCCUGGCUUUCGGAGACUUGAUAGGCAAAUGGAGCUGAUGAAACAGUUGAUUAGUGGAACCAUAGUGAAUGUUGAAGACAUCAUCAAUGUCCGAAAUAAUGACGGAAGAACCGUCCUCCAUAUGGCAGUGAUUGGCAAUGUGCAUACUGAUCUUGUCGAACUUUUGAUGACCGUUCAAUCUAUUGACCUUAACAUUCGAGAUGCUGAUGGAAUGACACCUCUGGACAUACUCAGACAACACCCACGAUCGGCAUCAUCUGAGAUACUGAUCAAACAAAUAAUUUCUGCUGGAGGAAUUGCAAACUCAAAGGACUACAAGGCAAGGUAUGUCCUUGCUUCCCACCUCAAAAUGCAAGGUACUGGAAAUAGCCCAGGCACUUCCUUCAGGAUUGCGGAUGCCGAGAUAUUCUUGUACACGGGCAUCGAAGCAUCAGAGGUCAGUGGGAGGCCUAGCUCAUGCUCGAGUACCAGCAAGAGCGAAGUCAGCCACCCCAGUGCCACGGAUGAAAACCAUGGGUCUUCAGAUAGAAAGAAACAAAGUUCUGUCAGCAAUGCGGCAAGACGUCUCAAGAUUCUACUCAGGUGGCCCCGUCGGAAAGAGAAGACAACUGAGACACCAAAAAGGGUUGGUGAUGACGACUCAUUUGACUCGUUCAAGAAAUUGGUCAACCAAGAAGACACUCCAACUCCCCUCCGACAACGAUUCUCUAAGGCUACAUCACUUCUGAACAACAAGCGGACUCUUUCUGUGAGAAGCACCAUCCCAAGUCCUUCAACAAAGAAGAAAUUUACCGCAGGUCUGAUGCACGGGGUGUUUCAAUCCAUGCCGCAUCUGGCUCCCUCGGCACGCACUCCCUCUAGUUUGUUCUCAAAGUCAUCAAAACCAUCAUCCACAAUGGAGAAACAAAAAGGCAUCCUUUUGGAGAAUGAAAACGAUGGUGCCUCUUGUUCCAGUUCCUCGAAUAAUUGCGGCGCGACAGAAAACAUGACCCCAAGAUCUAGUCUUGUAAGUAUUAGACUGAUGAAUCAGUACUUCUGCUUUGGGGCACAGAACCUGGCAACGGAUGAUUCAGGCAGCGAAAAGCAAUCUAAUCAAGCAUCCAAGUGCUCGUUGGUAUCAGUGGCUUGAGACGGUUUAGUAGGAAACUCGAGAAACCGAUGUUUUCGGUACAGUCAAAUCUCUUGGCUGGCCCGUGCAAGUUGUCUAAUUUCCACCGGGCAUGCUAGUUUGUCCUAGUCUUUGCAUCCUUGUUAUAUUGUCGUUGGCACUGAUGACAUAUUUCGAGUUGAUAUUAGCUAUCAGAUGCUUUUCUAAGGAAACUAAGGAAAUUAAAUAUAACUAGUAAUGAUGGUUUUUAGUUCA
Molecule: messenger RNA, 2555 nt
Organism: Musa acuminata AAA Group (dessert banana)
Lineage: Eukaryota; Viridiplantae; Streptophyta; Magnoliopsida; Zingiberales; Musaceae
Exons: 3
Coding region: 291-2321 (676 amino acids)
Molecular function (GO): protein binding
Source: RefSeq, a predicted model, not a curated record